AUGGUCAGUAAAUCCAAAAGAACCCAUUCUUUGGACCUUUUUGUCAAUGUCCUCAACAAAAAUGUGAUUGGAUAUUUCAACAUGGUUCGACUCGUAUCCCAAUCCAUGCUCUCCAAUGCCAAAUUGAUGAGCGAGGAACGUGGCGUCAUUAUCAACACAUCAAGGUUUUCCGUGAUCGACAUUCCUGUUAUCAAUAGUAUUUCUGCAGUCAACGGGUCAGGCGCUCAAGUAGCCUAUUCCACAGCCAUGGCUGCCAUAGCAGGCAUGACACUUCCCCUGGCAAGAGGCCUCGGGCGAUAUGGGAUUCGCUGUGUAGGUGUGGAGCCGGGGCUGUUCGAAAUUCCCCUCAUUCAAGCCUACGAAGACACUGUAAAUAUACUGAGCAAACUCACUCCCUUUCCGCAACGAUUAGGAAAGCCCGAGGAAUAUGCACAGCUCAUCGAGGUAAACCCUAGUCACCGCAUGAAGUGUAGCAAAUUAUCGAAAACCCUAUGA
Molecule: messenger RNA, 495 nt
Organism: Blastocystis hominis
Lineage: Eukaryota; Bigyra; Opalinata; Blastocystidae
Product: 3-hydroxyacyl-CoA dehydrogenase
Exons: 1
Coding region: 1-495 (164 amino acids)
Biological process (GO): androgen metabolic process; fatty acid metabolic process; estrogen metabolic process
Cellular component (GO): mitochondrion
Molecular function (GO): estradiol 17-beta-dehydrogenase [NAD(P)+] activity
Source: RefSeq, a predicted model, not a curated record